AUUACGAUUCCUUCCGUGACUCUAUGGACAGUGCUCCGCCGUCUUUUAGCCGAAAUCCACCCCCGUCUUCGUCGUCCGACCAGGGACACUACGCCCCCAUGCCAUCUGAGCAUAUGGGCCAGGAUCCCUCUCAGCUGUCCCUCCAAACCGGCUACUCCGAGCUGACUGCAGCCCUGGGCCCAGGACGACCCGCCUCACCUUCAUCCAUGGCAUUCUCAAGCCCGGCUCGCUCCACCGGCUAUUGGCCGAACUCGCCAGCGUGGAUGAGCACCUCCCUCAGCGACGGUGCCUCACCCCUGUGGUCGCACGAGUGCACCGACGAGUGCAACAUGCCCCUGCCACCGGCAGGAUACUAUAUGACUCAGAGCGGUGCUAUUGGGUAUCGCAGGAAGGAUUCGGACGAAACUGCCGGCUCUUUCCAGAAUCUAUCGAUGGCGUAUGCGGCUGAAGCCCAGAAACAGGUUUCGGACGAGCACGCCAACGAGGAGUUGCAGCAGGGGCAAGGGCAGGGGCAGGAGCAGGGACAGGAGCAGGAGCAGGAGCAGAAGAAGGAACAGAAACAGGCGUUGAAGAAAUCAGGGGCGAAGCGCCGGUUCCACGAGUGCCCGGUCUGCUACAAAGUCUUCUCCCGCCCAAGCGGUCUGGCAACGCACAUGAGCACGCAUACUGGGGCCAGACGUGAGCCCAUCCGCAGCACCCUUUUCAUAGCCGUACCGCUUUGAGGAGAUCGUAACCUCGAAUCGGUGAAUCGGUCGUUCAAAUGCCAGGUGUCCGGCUGCGACAAGCGCUUCGUGGUCCGCUCGAAUGCGACGCGGCAUCUCCGCACGCACGGGUUCAGGCCAGACGGCUCGCGCGAACAACCCCAGGCCUUCACCGUUGGGUUUCGAGAGCCCGUCGUCUCGUACAACAUGGACCCGAGCGCGGUCACACCUAAUAGCUACGAGUGGGUCCCGCAGGAGGCAUCGGGAUUGCCUGUUCAGGGUAUCGGGCGCUUGUGUCAGGACGAUCUUCACCGAACUCCCGAGCGCCAUGCAAUCAUGAGCGGUGAGGCCAGUUUCCACAGUUACGAGGAAGAUAGGGGAGGGGGAGGGAGUUUCAGUUGAAGUGUGCAUUUUCCUUCUCAACACCAUUGACGGCCUGGGAAACCCCGCUUGCAAAAGAGUUGGCGCACACGAUCUGUGUAAAGCAUCGCAAUUUUCUCUAUGUUCAUUAUGCCCAUUGUAGACAACUUCAUUUCGUCGUUAUACACGUUUUCUUGGCGUCUUCUUGCCCAUGUCUCAUAUCAUCG
Messenger RNA from Coniophora puteana RWD-64-598 SS2, 1288 nucleotides. RefSeq lists its product as uncharacterized. The transcript has 4 exons. The coding region runs from base 24 to 722 and encodes 232 amino acids. NCBI's taxonomy places the organism in Eukaryota, Fungi, Basidiomycota, Agaricomycetes, Boletales, Coniophoraceae. The record is from RefSeq and is a predicted model, not a curated record.